AUCUUCCUUUACUUCAAUUUUGUACACCAUCAAGCAUGUUUGCUUCGUGUCAUUCUAACAAUUGUCUUUUGGUUCAGCUAUUUGAUUGCGUCUAUGGGGCUUCAAAUGUUAUGGAGCUUUGGACUUGCAUGUCUGGAUGUCUAUGCCUUGAGGAUAAAAAGAGACCUUCAAAGUCCCGUCUUAGUGAGCCUAUUUGUUGUUGGUGACUGGGUGACGGCUACUUUGUCACUCGCAGCUGCAUGCUCAUCAGCAGGAAUUGUGGUUCUGUAUUCCAAGGAUCUUAGCUUCUGCAUAUCAGAGAAUCUUCCUUGCGGCAAGUACCAGUUAUCUGUCACUUUUGCGUUCAUUACCUGGUUUCUUAUUGCCUUGUCAUCUCAUCUGAUGUUUUGGAUUUUGGCCUCUGUCUGAAAUCUAAAAUGGCGGCUGCUUUGUUCAUUGCUUUUCUGUCAUAUUUGUAAAUGUGCUCUUUUUUCCCCUCUCAUUUUCCCCGGACCCUUCACCAUCCUCGUAUUAGCUUCUCACACCUUCUUAAGGUGAUUUUCUACACAUUCGUAUUGAAAUGGCUACAAAUCUCUUGAAUGCUGAUUUAGAUUUGUUUCCAUUCAUUUGAGAGAGGUCUUUAGUCUUAUUGUUUGUGAUUACCUUGCGCUAGUAAAUCUUCCGGCGCGUGGAUUGUGUAAAUGUCUUCAUCCCUUUCUAUAACUCGUUCACAAUCUGGCUC
This is a messenger RNA of Beta vulgaris subsp. vulgaris (sugar beet), 721 nucleotides long. RefSeq names its product CASP-like protein 5B2. Gene Ontology annotation, cellular component: membrane. Lineage: Eukaryota; Viridiplantae; Streptophyta; Magnoliopsida; Caryophyllales; Amaranthaceae. The transcript has 2 exons. The annotation marks the transcript as partial. The record is from RefSeq and is a predicted model, not a curated record.